AUGUCUGAAGAAACGUUAACAUUAUUCGAUCGUUAUGAUAUAUCUAUAACAAACACCGAACGACGAAAUACAAGUAGUAUAUCCAUUCAAGACUGUUAUAUUGUUUAUUUGAUUGAAUGCCGGCCACGUACCCAUUGUGGAUCAAGCGAAAUAGAAUCAACAUGUGUAUUUCGACGAUAUAGUGAUUUUGAAACAUUAAGAAAUUAUUUAACUGCAAAAUAUUCAUGGAUUAUUGUUCCAGUUUUACCAGAAAAAACUAUUUCUCAUACAUGGUCAAAAUCUCAUCAAGAUAGAACAAGCGUCGAAGUUGUAGAAAGACGAAGAUUAUUACUAGAGCGUUUUCUACAUCAUUUGUGUGGUCAUCCAACUUUAUCAUCUGAUUCAGCUGUACAAAAUUUUGUUCUACAAAAUGACGGUUGGAAACAAAUUGUUGAUAUAAGUCAUGUGUUAAAUAAGAGAAUGGCCGAUCGUCUAUUUACAUUGUAUCAAGCUCAUAAUAUGUUUGGAAGAUUAUUUAGUGAUUGGAGUGGCACUGAAGAUAAACUCGGUGACUCAUUACAACGUGCUGGACAUUAUUUAGAUAGUUUUUCUGGUCAGAUUGAAGAGUUUCUUCAUGAAGAAGAUGCAUUGAUGGAUUUUAUCAAACAACAGGCAACAUAUUGUGAAGUUAUCAGAGGAAUUGUCGAAAAACACGAACAAUUAAUUGAAGAUACACAAAAAUAUGAAAAUAAUCUCGGUGUUAAAAAAACUCAACGAGAUGCAUAUGCCAAUGGUAAAAUGAAUUUUUCUGUUAACGCAUUAAAAGCAAAAUUAUUUGGCGAUAAUCAAGAUACACGUUAUGCUAAAAUAGAAUGUAUGGAUGCUGAUAUUAAUGAUGCAACAUUACAUUGUCAAAAUGCAGAAGUCAAAUUAAAUGAGUUUAAUAAGAAUGCUGUAACAGAAUUAGAAUUUUAUAAAAAUAUGAAAGAAGAUCAAUUCCGAGAUAUUUUAAGAGCAUAUUGUCUAUUACAAGCAAGAAUAUGUAAAACGGCUUUGAAAAGUUGGACAAAUAUUCGUGAUUGUUUUACAAUCGAACAACCACCAUUGUAG
Messenger RNA from Didymodactylos carnosus, 1089 nucleotides. Lineage: Eukaryota; Metazoa; Rotifera; Eurotatoria; Philodinida; Philodinidae. The record is from the annotation of a GenBank genome assembly.